UUUUUUUUUCGUCUGUCUCUCGCCGGGUGUUCGCGAGCUCUCCUAAAGCGGCGGCUGGGCUGUUUUUAAAACGGUUUUUUUUUUAUGAUGGCGGAGGACAGUGAAUCUGCGGCCAGUCAGCAGAGCCUGGAGCUGGACGACCAGGACACCUGCGGGAUAGAUGGAGACAACGAGGAGGAGAACGAGCACAUGCAGGGCAGUCCAGGGGGAGAUCUGGGUGCCAAGAGGAAGAAGAAGAAACAGAAGCGGAAAAAAGAGAAGCCCAGCUCGGGGGGAGCCAAAUCUGACUCUGCGUCUGACUCCCAAGAGAUCAAGAACCCUGGCUUGCCCAUUCAAAAGCUGCAGGAUAUCCAACGAGCCAUGGAGCUGCUGUCCUGCCAGGGUCCAGCAAAAAGUAUUGAUGACGCAGCGAAGCACAAGUACCAAUUCUGGGACACCCAGCCUGUCCCAAAGUUAAAUGAAGUUGUGACGAGUCACGGGCCGAUUGAAGCCGACAAAGAAAACAUCAGACAGGAGCCAUACUCUUUACCUCAAGGCUUUAUGUGGGACACGUUGGACCUCAGUAAUGCAGAUGUACUGAAGGAGCUGUAUACAUUGUUAAAUGAAAAUUAUGUAGAGGACGACGAUAACAUGUUCCGAUUUGAUUAUUCUCCAAGUUUUCUGAAAUGGGCUCUGCGUCCACCUGGCUGGUUACCGCAGUGGCACUGUGGAGUCCGAGUGUCCUCAAACAAGAAGCUUGUUGGCUUCAUCAGUGCCAUCCCUGCAGACAUACGCAUCUAUGACACGAUAAAGAAGAUGGUAGAAAUCAACUUCCUGUGUGUUCAUAAGAAACUGCGUUCAAAGCGUGUUGCUCCUGUGCUAAUCAGAGAGAUAACACGGAGAGUGAACCUAGAGGGAAUAUUUCAGGCAGUUUACACAGCUGGAGUCGUGCUGCCUAAACCAGUGUCUACAUGCAGGUACUGGCAUCGUUCUUUAAACCCCAGAAAACUUGUGGAAGUAAAAUUCUCCCAUCUGAGCAGAAACAUGACCCUGCAAAGAACCAUGAAGCUGUACAGAUUAUCAGAUAGCACCAAGACUCCAGGUCUGCGGCCAAUGGAGAGGCGUGACAUCCACCGGGUCACCGAGCUGCUGCAGAAAUACUUGAGACGUUUCCAUCUUGCACCAUCAGUGGGAGAAGAGGACGUGGCUCACUGGCUUCUACCCCAGGAGAACAUAAUCGACACAUUUGUUGUAGAAGGUGCAGGUGGUGUUCUGACAGAUUUUACUAGUUUCUACACUUUGCCCUCGACUGUGAUGCAUCACCCUCUCCAUCGGAGCCUGAAGGCAGCUUACUCUUUCUACAAUGUUCAUACACACACACCACUACUGGACCUAAUGAAUGAUGCACUGAUCCUGGCCAAGCUGAAAGGUUUUGAUGUUUUUAAUGCCUUGGAUCUGAUGGAGAAUAAAGUAUUUCUGGAGAAGCUUAAGUUUGGUAUUGGAGAUGGAAAUCUGCAGUAUUACCUCUACAACUGGAAGUGUCCCACUAUGGACUCUGAUAAGGUUGGUCUCGUCCUCCAGUAGCAGGUCUCUUUGCAGCCGCUGCACAAACCCACCAGGUUGUCGUUGCCCUCCUGAUAUUUACCUGGACCUGCAGGUC
Nematolebias whitei (Rio pearlfish) is the source of this 1639-nucleotide messenger RNA. It is a transcript of the gene nmt2, whose product is annotated as N-myristoyltransferase 2. Gene Ontology annotation, cellular component: cytoplasm. NCBI's taxonomy places the organism in Eukaryota, Metazoa, Chordata, Actinopteri, Cyprinodontiformes, Rivulidae. Gene Ontology annotation, biological process: N-terminal peptidyl-glycine N-myristoylation. Gene Ontology annotation, molecular function: glycylpeptide N-tetradecanoyltransferase activity. The coding region runs from base 85 to 1563 and encodes 492 amino acids. The transcript has 12 exons. The record is from RefSeq and is a predicted model, not a curated record.